Messenger RNA from Ricinus communis (castor bean), 1759 nucleotides. Its product is annotated as trifunctional UDP-glucose 4,6-dehydratase/UDP-4-keto-6-deoxy-D-glucose 3,5-epimerase/UDP-4-keto-L-rhamnose-reductase RHM1. Lineage: Eukaryota; Viridiplantae; Streptophyta; Magnoliopsida; Malpighiales; Euphorbiaceae. The record is from RefSeq and is a predicted model, not a curated record. The transcript has 2 exons. Gene Ontology annotation, biological process: nucleotide-sugar metabolic process. Bases 342 to 1451 code for a protein of 369 amino acids. Gene Ontology annotation, molecular function: dTDP-glucose 4,6-dehydratase activity.
AAAAAAUUAAUAGCAGCAAAGUAAGGAUUCAAAAAACUAACUCCAAAUAAAAGGGAGAAUGCAACACGUUCGUAUUCAUAUUUUGAGGUCAAAACAGAGUUCAAGAUUAAAUCCUUAAUCUCUAACAAUCUAUGAUCUCUCCGCUUCUUUCUUUUGUUCUCUAACCGUAAACAUCAUGAUCCUAAAUCAGAGAUCAGCCACUGUUCUUUUCCUUUAACCUUUCAUGAACAUACCCCUGCCACUAUUCUUUCGCUUUCACCUUCCAUUAACAUUCCCUUUGAAACUUGUCUUACACUCUUUUGACUAUUAACAUUUUUAUACGGGCAGUUAAUAAAGAAAUCAUGUCUUCUAAUCAUGCUCCAUACGAACCCAAAAAGAUCCUUAUAACUGGUGCAGCUGGUUUCAUAGCCUCGCAUGUGACCAAUAGGUUGAUAAGGAAUUACCCUGACUACAAAAUCGUUGCCCUUGACAAAUUAGACUACUGCUCUAGCCUUAGGAACCUUACUCCAUGUCGGUCCUCUCCAAAUUUCAAGUUUGUGAAGGGCGAUAUUGCUAGUGCUGAUCUUGUAAAUCACCUCUUGAUAGCUGAAGAUAUCGAUACUAUUAUGCACUUUGCUGCCCAAACCCAUGUGGAUAAUUCUUUUGGGAACUCUUUUGAAUUCACCACCAACAACAUUUAUGGCACUCAUGUUCUUCUUGAAGCAUGCAAGGUCACUAAGAAAAUCAAGAGGUUCAUUCAUGUUAGUACAGAUGAAGUUUAUGGAGAAACUGACAUGGAGACUGAUAUUGGCAAUCCUGAGGCUUCUCAGCUCCUUCCUACAAACCCAUACUCAGCCACAAAAGCUGGGGCUGAAAUGCUUGUCAUGGCUUACCAUCGAUCUUAUGGCCUUCCUACAAUUACCACCCGAGGCAAUAAUGUAUAUGGCCCUAACCAGUAUCCAGAAAAACUUAUUCCAAAAUUCAUUAUCCUUGCGAUGAAGGGUGAACAAUUACCAAUUCAUGGUAAUGGCUCAAAUGUGAGAAGCUAUCUGCACUGUGAAGAUGUUGCAGAGGCAUUUGAUGUGAUACUUCACAAAGGGGCUAUUGGACAUGUCUAUAAUAUUGGAACCAAGAAAGAGAGACGAGUGUUAGAUGUGGCAGAGGAUAUCUGUAGGCUGUUCAGACUGGAUGCCAAGAAAGCUAUCAGGUUCGUUCAAGAUAGGCCUUUCAAUGAUCAAAGAUAUUUCUUAGAUGAUCAAAAGCUCAAGAAACUGGGGUGGCAAGAAAGGACUCCUUGGGAAGAAGGGUUGAAGAUGACAAUGGAGUGGUACACAAAGAAUCCAAAUUGGUGGGGCGAUGUUUCUGCUGCUCUCCAUCCGCAUCCUCGUAUUUCAAUGGUAGUCCAUUCGAAUGAUGAUUCGUGGUUGCUGGAGGAUGGAUGUGCAAAAGAAGGUGACAAUAAUAGCAGUUGAUGAAUGAAGUCAUACUAGAGGUUUUAAUUUCAAUCGACAGAGCAAUGCCAUGCUGAUAAUAACAUCAAAAAUGGAAGAGUGAUGCUGGAGAUGUUAUACAAUUGAAGGAGUUUCCUGAUUCAUUGUCAAUUAAAUUAGAUUCCACAUCAAGACUAGACUUCAGAAAAUGAGUUAUUUAGCACACAAUUGCCUAAUUUCUUUUUCAAUUUUUGUGUAAUUGUUUUGGUCUUUUAAUUGCUCCCAUUGUCAGGCAUAUUAUAUGUAAGUUAUUUUCUUUCUCAAAAUAAAUAAAUAAAUAAAUUACUAUA